UUUUUUUUGUGUCUUUCAUUCUGUUUUGCCUAUUUUCUUUGCCGCUGCGCGCUGCCGCGACGCGACGUACGCACGCGUGUUGAAAGUUUUGUUGUUUAUUUUUUUUUUUUUAAAUAUAUUUUUUGCUGUUGUGCUGUGUGUGUGUGUGUGUGUUUGUGUGUGUUUGUCAUAGCCGAAUGCUAUGCGGCUGUUCUAUUAGUUAAUAUUGUUAUUUAUUUUUUUUUUGAUUGUGCUCAAUGUUCUCUGCGGCCAAUGGGAAAAUCAAGUUGCCGCCACACGAUACGGACGCAGCCGCCUCGUCCACGCUGCGCUGUCGGCUGAACAUACCCUUCCGCGAUCUGCACUUUAAUGUGGCCGAUCAUCGGCUCAUACCCGUGCACGAUGUCGUCUUCCUGGACGACAUCGAACGCAACGUUAAGCCGCUCAUCUACAGGCCCGUGCUGGCCGACACUGUGAUAGUGACGUCGACGCCGACGUCGACGCUUGUGACGUCGCCGCUGCAGCCAGCAGCAGCAGCAGCAGCAGCUGCGCAGCCGGCAGCCAACGGCAGGUGAGUGUAAAUGUGUGCGUGUGCGUGUGUGUGUGUGUGUGCUUGGCCUUGAACUUGUUUAUUUGCCUGACUUGUUGUGCCAGCAUCUUCUUUACACUUUUAUUAAGUGUG
Drosophila virilis is the source of this 661-nucleotide messenger RNA. RefSeq lists its product as uncharacterized. The record is from RefSeq and is a predicted model, not a curated record. Lineage: Eukaryota; Metazoa; Arthropoda; Insecta; Diptera; Drosophilidae.